AGCAGUCACUGAGAUCUCGCCUGUGGUGAGGACGUCCAGCAGAAGUGCAUUCCUGAGGCAGCCAGCAACAAAAAAAAAAAAAGAAAAGCCAAUCAGGACAAAACAGAGGCACCCUUCAAAUUCCCAUCUGACUGACCUCUGCUGGACUCACAUGCUUCCUCACAGACUCACUGUCAGGCUUCCUCGCACACCAGCCGAACAGCCGGCACCGCUGGCCGGGGAGAAGGGGAGGCUUUCCCCGACGGAGGUAGAAGGAGGGAGAAAAUAAAGGCAGACUGGAAAUUUAAAACACUAAGAAGCAGCAAGUGGGCCAUGCAGCGGUAAGCUGUGCCAAGCUAAACUGGGCUGAUCUGCUUCGAGGACCGUCUAACCCCCCCCCUCUCACCCAGUCCUGGUUGGUCCCAAGAUGGAGCUCAAAGUGUGGGUGGAUGGAGUGGUGCGGGUGGUCUGCGGCCUGUCUGAAGAAACGUCCUGCCAAGACGUCGUCAUCGCGUUGGCGCAGGCCAUUGGUCAGACGGGCCGAUAUGUUCUUAUCCAGCGUUUGAGGGACACCGAAAGGCAGCUUUUGGCCACAGAGAGGCCCCUGGAGUCCUUGGCAAAGUUGGGUCAACAUGGCAGCGAGGUCCAGUUCUUCCUGCGGCGUACUGGCCCCAGCAGCAGCGACGGGCCUAACUCAAAACAAGAAAGACAGUCUCCACUUCCGCUGCCCAAGCAUCCUGAGCCAGAGCCUCUGAAACGCAGCCAACCUAAGAAAGCGCUAACGUUUAACUUGGGGCCCUCCACUUCCCCGAAAACCAAGGCCAAACAGUUUAAGAGGUCUCCAAGGGACUCCACAGAGCAAAGAGCCUCUCCAUCCUCCUCACCUACCCCUGCACCAUCACUUUCUCCCUCACCUCCCAUGGGACCUUCUAAGGAGGAGGUCUUUAGAAAAGUUCGUCAGCAACAGGAGAGACUGAGAGCCUUGGAGGGUCAGCUAGACUCCGUAGAAAGGGAGUCACAUUCCUGGAAACGUCCCUACCCCUCUCCAAGCCACUCGCCGGUGCCAGACUCCCACUUGCAAGAACAGAUUGAAGCCUUGGAGCAGACAAUGCGAAGGAACCAAGCCGAGCUCACCCACGAGCAGUACUGGGAGGAGGAACUUCAGGCGGAGGCGGACAAGGAGCGAGGGAUGAGGAGGAAGCUGGCGGACCUGCACGCCAAGCUCGACGACUGCGGGCGGCGGCUGCACGACUUCUCGGUCCGCUCUGCCCAGCUGGAGCAAGAGAUCCAGAGGGAGAGCCAGGCCGCGAGCAAAGCCGGCGGCACCGAGGAGUCACUCGACGCGGUGGAGGCGGAGCUGCGGAUCCAGGAGAGGCAAGGGGCCGAGUUUGAGGAGCAGCUGUCAGAGGCGGACAAGGCUCUGGAGAAGGCGGAGUCUCUGCUGCAGGCGAAGCAGAAUGAGCUGGAGGACCUGAACAAGGAGCUGAGGCAGUGCAACCUGCAGCAGUUUAUUCAGCAGACGGGCGUCGUGCCGCCCCACAGCCAGUCACGCACAGAGCUGCAGGAGCAGCUGGAGCAGCUGGAGCAGCUGGAACUGGCAGCAGGCCGCAGUGCAACUCCUGUGGAAUUUCCUCUUCGUCCGACGGCCAAACAGUUUCUAGGACAUCCGCGGAACCUGCAGAACCCUCUAGUGUCCAGUCUCAACCCUGAGGUCCUCACAUCCCGAGAGUCGUCAUGGAGAUAAAACACGGACCGCAGGGCCAAGGGAAAGUUUUUUUUUGUCUCACCAUCGCCUCUUGUUUAACCCCUUUUGCUUCCUAACAUUUCCAUUCAUUAUUAAUUUACUCACACGUACUUUAUAUAAAUAAGAAAAGAUAUAUUUACAAAGUUUUGCUACUGUAAAACAUUUCAAAGCUAUCUGUACGAAAUGUAAAAUAACUUAGGAACCUUUGACCAAUAGAGAUUAUUACAAUUCCUGUGUAUUUAAAUAAUAAAAUGUGAAUCGUGUUUUAGA
Fundulus heteroclitus (mummichog) is the source of this 1993-nucleotide messenger RNA. RefSeq names its product Ras association domain family member 7a (gene rassf7a). Gene Ontology annotation, biological process: signal transduction. The record is from RefSeq and is a predicted model, not a curated record. The transcript is spliced from 6 exons. Lineage: Eukaryota; Metazoa; Chordata; Actinopteri; Cyprinodontiformes; Fundulidae. The coding region runs from base 407 to 1723 and encodes 438 amino acids.